AAAAGUAAUGGGAGAAACCCUCAUAGGGCCCAUAGAGACCCCAAAGGGACCAUAGAGACCCCCAAAGGUGGAGGAACCCCAAAAGGCCCCAUAGAACCCCCAAAGGUGGAGGAACCCCAAAAGUAAUGGGAGAAACUCUCAAAGGCCCCAAAGAGACCCCAAAGGUGGAGGAACCUCAAAAAGGCCCGAAAGAGACCCCAAAGGUGGAGGAACCCCAAAAGGCACCAUAGGAGCCUCAAAGGUGGAGGAACCCCAAAAGUAAUGGGAGAAACCCUCAAAGGGCCCAUAUAGACCCCAAAGGUGGAGGAACCCCAAAAUUAAUGGGAGAAACCCUCAAAGGGCCCAUAGAGACCCCCAAAGGUGGAGGAACCCCAAAAGGCACCAUAGGAGCGUCAAAGGUGGAGGAACCCCAAAAGUAAUGGGAGAAACCCUCAAAGGGCCCAUAGAGACCUCAAAGGUGGAGGAACCCCAAAAAGGCCCCAUAGAGACCCCCAAAGACGGAGGAACCCCAAAAGGCCCCAUAGAGAACCCCCAAAGGUGAAGGAGAGGGCCACAAACGCGGUCCCAAACACCUCUGACAAUGCCGUCAGGAAAGAGCGACCGCGGCCGCCGUGGCGGUUCCUUCGUGGUCGCGCGCGCUGUGACGUCAGCAGGCGGCGCCGUCGCGCGCGGUGACGUCAGCACGUCAAGGAGGCGUUAAAUAGGCGGUGGGGGAGGAGUCUGUGCGUCAGGCGUGCGUGGUGACGUCAGCGCGCGGCGGCGCCUGUGAAGGCGGGAAAGACAAAAAUGGCGGCGCGGGGAGAAGAAGGCGGAGGAGAGUGAGGCGAUCCAAGAAAGAAGCGGGAUUGGAAGCCGGGAAGCGGCGCCAUGGAGGAGGUGGAGUCGCGCUUCCUGCACCUCCUGCAGCCCAUCCGGGAUCUCACCAAGAAUUGGGAAGUGGACGUGGCCGCUCAGCUCGGGGAAUACCUGGAAGAGUUGGAUCAUAUCUGCAUUUCCUUCGACAACGGCAAAACCACCAUGAACUUCAUCGAAGCGGCGCUGCUGAUCCAGGGAUCCGCCUGCGUCUACAGCAGGAAGGUGGAAUAUCUCUACUCGUUGGUUUAUCAGACGCUGGAUUUCAUCUGCAAUAAAAAGCGGGAAAAGCAGCCGAGUUCCUUGGGAGACGACGGCAAAGACACCGACGCCACCUUUGGGACGGAGCAGGAGGAGUUCCUCUCGCUGGAUGACAUCGGAGCCGGCAGCCCGGCCAACGUGGACAUGAAGACGGAUCACCGACCCAACGCCGUCGACAUCGUUCCUUUGACUCCGAUGUCUUUGGUCCCUCCGGAAGACGCCGAGAAGAGGGAGAAUCCCUUAUUCAGCCGGACCGGGGAGCUCCUGGCCAGCCGGAAGGAUUUCCGGAUGAACACGUGCACCCCUCACGCCACCGGCGCUUUCCUGCUGGAGUUGGCGGGAUUAUCCCCGACUUUCCCACCGGAGCCGCGACGCCCCCGGAGCCCCCGAACAGCUGCAGGAGCGCAUUCCGGUGUCCUCGGAAGGGAUCCCGUGCAGGCGCUGAGCUUUUCCGAAGACGGAGGUGCUCCAGAACCUGAGGAUGAUGACUACGGAGCGGAUAUCCCGGAAAACGAUGUGGAAAUGCUUCCAGCUGCUCCGGAAUGCAUAGAAGCGCAGAAGAUUGCUCCCAAGGAGAAAGGAAUCAUCCUACGGAAGCGAUUCCCAACGGAAGACCCCAACGCUCACAUCAAGGAGAUGUUGGAUCCGUGGCAAAGCCUCGAUCCCUUCGCUGAUUCCGAGGAAAAGCCGUUUAAGAAAGGGAGGCCCUUCCUGCUGCCGCGCGGCCUGGACGGAGUCGUGGGAGGCAAACGGAAGAGGAAGAGCCCCCGGAAGCUCCAGGACUUCGUCAAAUGGUUCACUGCAGCCUACACCCCCGUUGCCGACAGCCGGAAAACCCGGCGGAAAGGCCCCACCUUUGCGGACCUGGAGGCGCUGUACUGGCAGCAGCUGCGGGAACGCAAGAGCCGCGCGGCUGCUCCGUGGGAGCCGCUGCGCCUCCAGGAGUCGGAGCCGCCGGAGGAGGAGCGCGAGGCCGAUGGAGAGGAGGGAGAUGCCGACUUUACGGAGCACGAGGACAUCGGAGCCGAGAACCCGGAGGAAGCCGGAGGAGACGAAUCCGCUCGGCCUCCGAUCCGCUCGGAAUCGCUCGGAUACGAGGAGCUGGUGCGGCGGAACGUGGAGCUGUUCAUGGCGGAGUCGCAGAAAUACGCGCGGGAGACGGAGCUCUCGCAGCACGUGCGGCGCUGGGAAGAGAGGAUCGGGCCCCUCCUGCACGAGCAG
Cuculus canorus (common cuckoo) is the source of this 2334-nucleotide messenger RNA. RefSeq names its product non-SMC condensin II complex subunit H2 (gene NCAPH2). The transcript is spliced from 20 exons. Gene Ontology annotation, cellular component: nucleus; condensin complex. NCBI's taxonomy places the organism in Eukaryota, Metazoa, Chordata, Aves, Cuculiformes, Cuculidae. Gene Ontology annotation, molecular function: chromatin binding. Gene Ontology annotation, biological process: mitotic sister chromatid separation; meiotic chromosome condensation. The record is from RefSeq and is a predicted model, not a curated record. The annotation marks the transcript as partial.